Cuscuta europaea is the source of this 1193-nucleotide messenger RNA. Lineage: Eukaryota; Viridiplantae; Streptophyta; Magnoliopsida; Solanales; Convolvulaceae. The record is from the annotation of a GenBank genome assembly.
AUAAAUAGCAAUGCUACAACCGUAUAACAAAACUUGUAAUCUCGUGAGAGCAAAUCAUUUAGUUUGAAAGAAAAACACAUAUAGCGGCAUCAAGGAAAAUGCUAAAAGUAGAAAGCGGCUGCCUGCUAUUCUUACUCGGCUUGUUUUCUCUUCUUCACCACAUGCACCUCGUCUUUGGUAACGAAGAAGUUGAAGCUUUAAUUGUUAUGAAGAAAGCACUUCAUGACCCAGGCAAUGUUCUACAGAGUUGGGAUCCUACUGAUCUAGUCAAUCCCUGCACUUGGUUUCGUAUUACAUGUGGUCAAGUAGGUCGACCGGAUUACAACUAUGUUACUCGAAUUUAUCUUGGAAAUGCAAACCUCUCUGGUUCACUCGUUCCAAAUCUCCAAAACCUUACACAUUUGCAGUAUUUGGAGCUUUAUAGUAAUGCAAUCAGUGGUCCGAUACCUGAGGAGUUUGGCAAUCUAACGAACUUGGUGAGCUUGGAUCUGUACGAUAACCAAUUGACCGGUCAAAUACCCCACACGUUGGGCAGUUACAAUCAUCUCAGAUUUAUGAGGCUCCAAGACAAUAGAUUCACGGGCAUUGUUCCUAGGUCUUUUAUCACAAUACCCACGCUCCAAGUCUUAAACGUUUCUGAGAACUGUAUAGAUACAUCAGUAUGGAAUCCACCCGAAGUCGUUAAUUUCUUCGCAAACUUUGGUGAUGAUAGUUUUGCAAAUAAUCCAAAACGGGGAUGUUAGCUUUAUAAGUUAAUGGAUGGACGGAUCUCUUCGGGGCUGAGUCUCGAUCCUGCAAGGCCGGCUCUCUAGAUGGCUUGUUUCACCGUGUUCGAUCAAGAAAUAUCAAUAAAGUGGGAGAGCAUAUUUUUGUCCGAAAAGUUUCUUGUCAAACGUUUCUGGGAAUGUGCUCAUCCUACAAGUUUAUUUCGGAGUAAUUUUUUUUAAGUUUGUGAAAAAAGUUCUCUGGAUGUGUUCAGAGUUCAUCAAUUUAUGUUUGAUAAUAAGUCGUUUGUGUGUACUUUUCUGAGUAUAUGGGGCGAUUGGUGUUUAUGUUAAUUACGUUAAGGCUCGGUUUGGUUCACGGAAUGUCAGAUUACGUUUAUAAUAUAAUGUCAUAUUGCUAGGUAUGUUAGAUUAUAUUGAUGGAAUGUAUUCAAUUAUAUCUCAUUUGUGUUUGAUUGAGACUAAGGG